CGUUUGUUUCCUACAUUAAACAACUGCAACUACCUCACUCGAAAUGUUCAAAUAUCUGUUGAUCGUCGCCCUGAUUGGCCUGGUUGCCGCUGUGGACUCUAAUGAGAAGGCUGAGGAACUUCUGCGCUCUGACGAUGUGCGUCCAGAUGGCUUCGAGACCAAACUGAAGAUUAGCAAUGGUAUUGAGCAAGAACAGAGCGGUGAUGUGCACGGAAACUCAAAGGGAUCCUUCAGCUGGAUCAGCGAUGAUGGCGUGCACGUUGAGGUUAAGUACGUGGCUGAUGAGAACGGCUACCAGCCCAGCAGUGACCUGCUGCCCACCUCACCCCCAAUCCCGGACGAGAUCAAGCGCUCUCUUGAAUGGAUCGCUGCCCAUCCCAACAAGGAACUGUCGAAAUAUGAUUGAACAACUAUUGACCCUCUCCCCUAAGCAAUAACCUUGUACAUUUCUUGUUCAUGCAGCUUACUCAAAUGGUUCAGUAGCAAAAGAAAUAUACGAAG
Drosophila hydei is the source of this 501-nucleotide messenger RNA. Its product is annotated as larval cuticle protein III/IV-like. Gene Ontology annotation, cellular component: chitin-based extracellular matrix. The record is from RefSeq and is a predicted model, not a curated record. NCBI's taxonomy places the organism in Eukaryota, Metazoa, Arthropoda, Insecta, Diptera, Drosophilidae. The coding region runs from base 44 to 406 and encodes 120 amino acids. Gene Ontology annotation, molecular function: structural constituent of chitin-based larval cuticle. The transcript is spliced from 2 exons.